Messenger RNA from Lathyrus oleraceus (garden pea), 1146 nucleotides. RefSeq lists its product as uncharacterized. NCBI's taxonomy places the organism in Eukaryota, Viridiplantae, Streptophyta, Magnoliopsida, Fabales, Fabaceae. The coding region runs from base 1 to 1146 and encodes 381 amino acids. The record is from RefSeq and is a predicted model, not a curated record. The transcript has 3 exons.
AUGACGUGCAAAAGAAACGGGAAAUAUAGAUCUCAUCUCCGAAAUGAGAUGACACUGGUUCAAGAAAAUAAAAAUAUACUUGUAACUUUGAAACGUAAAAGACCAAAAAAUAUCUCAAAUAUCAAACAAGUGUACAAUAUUCAGUAUCAAACUAACAAGGCGCUGCAGGAGAAUAGAACUGAAAUGCAACAACUCUUGAAACUGUUGGAUGAUAACAAUUAUGUGUCUAGGUACCAAACGUGUAAGGAUGGAGUUACCAUUAGAUAUAUAUUUUGGACUCAUCUUGAUUCCAUCAAGCUUUUCAUCAUGUUUCCUACUGUGCUCAUACUUGAUUCAACGUACAAGACCAAUAAGUAUAGACUUUCAUUAUUGGAAAUGGUUGAUGUCAUAUCUAUUGAGAAGGCCUAUUAUGUCGGGCUUACAUUGCUAGAGAGCGAAAAAAAGGAGAGUGUUACUUGGGCCUUAGAGGUGUGUCGGGCAAUGUUAAAGGAACAAGAAAAGAUGCAUAAAGUGAUUGUUAUCAACCGCGAUACCGCCUUGAUAAAUUCGGUUGCAAAGAUAUUUCCUACUUUUUAUGCAUUACUUUGUAGGUAUCACAUAACAAAUAAUGUGAAAAGUCGAGUUAAACCUGCGAUGAAGGAGAAAAUUGUUUGUACUUGGACUGAUCAGAUUAGACACCUUAGAAAUACAACAACUAAUCGAUUUGAGUAUGCUCAUGCUAAAUUGAAGAAUCAAUUGGAAAAUAGUAAGCACGAUUUGUGUAGAGAUUGUGACUCCGUGAACCAAAUGAUUCAAAACCAGCAUAAUGAGAUACAAAUAUUAUUUGGUCGGAGCAUCACAAUUUUUGAACAGAGAUUUAAAGACAACAAUCUUUAUUCUCAGUUGGUCGGCAACAUAUCUCGAGCGAGUUUGAAUUAUAUUUUUCACGAGGCUAAACUAGUUGCUAAUGUAGGCUUAGAUAGCGCAAAGUGUGGAUGCACAAUUGUGAAAAUAUAUGGUCUUCAAUGUGCUUGUGUUAUUGCAAAAAAGAAGAAACUUUGUAGUCCAAUAAGAAUGGAUGAGGUUUUCACUCACUUGAAGAGACUUAGGUUUGAUGAUAAUUGUGUGAUGAAAGACGGUAAAUCGAAUAUCUCUUUGACCGAAUGA